This is a messenger RNA of Drosophila obscura, 2700 nucleotides long. RefSeq lists its product as uncharacterized. Gene Ontology annotation, biological process: regulation of transcription by RNA polymerase II. The transcript has 4 exons. The record is from RefSeq and is a predicted model, not a curated record. Lineage: Eukaryota; Metazoa; Arthropoda; Insecta; Diptera; Drosophilidae. Gene Ontology annotation, cellular component: nucleus. The coding region runs from base 223 to 2622 and encodes 799 amino acids. Gene Ontology annotation, molecular function: RNA polymerase II transcription regulatory region sequence-specific DNA binding; DNA-binding transcription factor activity, RNA polymerase II-specific.
ACCUAUACAACAAUGGCAAUCGCACAGCUGUACACGUAGCCAGUGUUCAUCGCGAGAGUAGUUUUUUUGUUUUCUUUUUUUUUUGUUUUCUUUAUUUUUUAUUUUAUUUUGUUGUGAGAUAAUUGUGCAAUCCAAUUCAAGAAAGUGGGUGAACGAAAGAAAAAUGCGUAAUGUGUUUUACAAUUUCCAACAAGAAGAAGAACAAUCAUUCAUGAGAUAAAGAUGAUCAACGGAUUGAGUGUUGGCGGUGGUCAGCAGCAGGCAGCAGCAAAUACGAAGGCGAAGUCAGGUGGUGCUGCAAUAACAUUGCACUUUGCAUACAACAACAACAACAACAACAAGAGCAACAGCAGCAGUAGCAGGAACAUUCAUAAUCAUAUUACUGGCCAUAAAAUGGACCAUCAAAUGAACAACAAUCCAAAGGAAUCGCUAUCUACGAAGGUGCUCAAAAUAAUAGAAAGCAUUAGAGGAGGGGGAGGAGGAGGAGAAGCAGCAGCAGCAGUGGGUGAAACUGCAACAACUAUAGCAGGGGUAGUGGCAAAAGCAGUAGAAGACGCAACAGGUGGCAUCGCUGGUGGGGGAGUGACAAGCCUCAAGUUGCUGCCAAUGCCAAUACGCCGCACAUCUUUGUUACAACAAGCAGUUUCGAGUACCUCAGCAAACACCAAAGAGAAGGAGCAUCCGCAGCAGAAGAAUGCGAAGCCAUCAGCCGUGGUUUCGCCUUUGUUGCCCUUGACGGCACAGCAACAUCAACCAGGGCCGCAUCAGGGACAGCAGCCGCCACAGCGCACCGAAGACCAGGAGCAUGCUUUUCGACUGAUCGAGGAUGUGCACAACUAUGCCAAGCUGCAGGACUACAGCGAGGACGAUGGGGAAGACCUGCUGGACGAUGACGAGGACAAUGACGAUGACGACGACGAAGAGGAGCAACAGGAGCCAGUGCCGAUGAGAGUGCAGCAGGAGGUAACGCGCAUACAACUGGAGGACACCGAAGAGCAUGUGGAUGUGGUGACAGUGCCGCAGCAGGAACUAGUCCAGCAGCAACUGCAGUUGGAGCAAACAGCAGUCGGUUCGCCCAACAAUGAGACGGAGGACAGAAGGCCAGAGCAUCAUGCCCGGCGGCCGAUGAAUGCAUUUCUCAUCUUCUGCAAACGGCAUCGUGCCAUUGUCAAGGAGCGUUACAAGUCCCUGGAGAAUCGAGCCAUUACCAAAAUACUCGGCGACUGGUGGGCAGCACUCGAUGAACAGGAGAAACACUGCUUCACUGAUUUGGCACAGCAGAACAAAGAUGCCUUUUUCAAUGCCAAUCCCAACUUUAAGUGGUAUAAAUUGCCGGCUCCUCCGCUGCGCACACUGGCCACACGACCCGGCAAUGCAGGGAUCGCUGCAAUCGGCGGCCAACUGACCGAGGAGAACCCCCAGAACACUCAGCAGCCGGUCCAGCUGCAGUGGUCGCGCAACGAGCUGCAUGCGGCACCGAUGACCGCCGCCUCUCUCUCCGCGGCCAAGCUACUGCGUGGAAACUUUUUCAAGCUGGCCGACGAGACGCAGAUGGGGGAGCUGAGCGCUCUGCUGCAGGUGCAGGAGAAGGAGUGUGCCCUGCAGCAGGUCCUGAGCGAAACCAGCCAGUUCCUGAGCACCCAUAUGCCCGGUGGCAACAAACGGCCGAUUCCUCAGGACAGCAACUCGAGUAACUCCAGCGAGGAGGACGUGGCUGGUCUGGGAUCAUCCCCCUGCAAGAAGGUGAAAUCUUCCCGCUCCUGCAAGGGCAAGAUCUACCAGGAGCUAGUAAACUCCGGCCAACUGGCAGCUGUGGCCAAGAAGAGCAAAAUCCGCCUGAAUAGCGGCGGACAAGGAGCCAGUUUUCUUGGAGACGUUACCGCAGAUGCCGUCAGUCCCCACUCUCAAGCAGAGCGCCAUCAGAUGGACAGCCUGGAGGUAGCCACCAGCACGUCGGGCAAACACCCAAGAAGUGUCUCCGAGUCGAGCAGCAGUGGCGGCGGCGGCUUCGACCUGGAGGAGAAGAUUAAAGAACUGACUGCGCUCAGUUUGGACGCCUACUUGCAGCGCAAGCGCAGCACCAAGAAAAAGAAAAAGUUCACAGCUGGCAAGAAGCAGCGCAAUUCGAACAGCGCCAGUGCUGGGGGAGGAGGUGCAGUAUCCGGGGGAGGAGGAGGACCAGCAACAAGUGCAGCUGUCGCAGGGAAGGCAGAGGCAAACGAACUUGUCCGGAAGGAGGCACAACGGCAGGCAGCCGCCGUGGGCAGUCAGAAGCGCAAGGCUCGCAAGGAGAGCAUCACACGCCGCGACGUUAGCGCCAUUGAGCAGGAGGUGGCGUCCAUUCUACCGUUGACCAUCAACGGGUGCUAUUACUUCGAUCAGGCCGCCUCCCCCGAUGUGGGAGCGAAGGCAGCAAACAACUCUUCCUUGGCCCUGUCCACCACCACCUCCCCCUCAUCAUCGUCCUCGUCCUCUGCGUCGCCGCCACUCUCCUCGGCCUCAUCGUCGUCGUCGUCAUCGUCGUCGUCAUCGCAGGCAGCUUUCGAUGUGACCUCUACCUCAGAUUUACUCAUUCUGGCCGAAGUAGCCGCCAACCGCACUGAGCUGACCAAGUCCAACUAACAGGGGACUCGGAUGAUGCCGCCUCCGAGCACCAUCACGAAUCAUGCCACUCUAGCAGAACGAAACAUCAGCACCAGC